GCUCUCCGCCCCAGCCCGGCGGCUCCGCCCCCUAGGUGACGUCACUGGCCAGGCCAGCCGGCGCCAUUUUGAAAGUGGAGUCGCCUGCCCCUGCCGCUGCCGCCGCCGCCGUCGCUGUCGUAGUCGCCGCCGCCGCUGCCGGAGAAAGAGCACGAGCGGGGAAGCCCCAGAGUGAAAUCUAGCAUCCUGCCGGCUGGUCUGCCCGCCCCUCCUUCCUUUUCCCCCGGCCCCCGUCCCCUCCCCCCGCAGGUGCCAUCCGCCGCCAUCCGCCCUCUCUACCCCCCCAUCCCCAGGUGAGGGGGGUGAGUUCAGGAAGCGGAGACCCCGAGGAACCCAGCAGGGUCACCAUUUGCAGCGCAACAUGGCAGGAGCUGGAGGAGGGAAUGAUAUUCAGUGGUGUUUUUCUCAGGUGAAAGGAGCAGUAGAUGAUGAUGUAGCAGAAGCAGAUAUAAUUUCUACAGUAGAAUUUAAUCAUUCUGGAGAAUUACUAGCAACAGGAGAUAAAGGUGGUAGAGUUGUCAUCUUUCAACAGGAGCAGGAGAACAAAAUCCAGUCUCAUAGCAGAGGAGAAUAUAAUGUUUACAGCACCUUCCAGAGCCAUGAACCAGAGUUUGACUACUUGAAAAGUUUAGAAAUAGAAGAAAAGAUCAACAAAAUUAGGUGGUUACCCCAGAAAAAUGCUGCUCAGUUUUUAUUGUCUACCAAUGAUAAAACAAUAAAAUUAUGGAAAAUCAGUGAAAGGGACAAAAGACCAGAAGGGUAUAACUUGAAAGAGGAAGAUGGAAGGUAUAGAGAUCCUACUACAGUUACUACACUACGAGUGCCAGUCUUUAGGCCUAUGGAUCUAAUGGUUGAGGCCAGUCCACGAAGAAUAUUUGCCAAUGCUCAUACAUAUCACAUCAACUCAAUUUCUAUUAAUAGUGAUUAUGAAACAUAUUUAUCUGCAGAUGAUUUGCGGAUUAAUCUUUGGCAUCUGGAAAUUACAGACAGGAGUUUUAACAUUGUGGAUAUCAAGCCUGCCAAUAUGGAAGAGCUAACAGAGGUGAUUACAGCAGCAGAAUUUCAUCCAAACAGCUGUAACACAUUUGUAUACAGCAGCAGUAAAGGAACUAUUCGGCUAUGUGACAUGAGGGCAUCUGCCCUCUGUGAUAGACAUUCUAAAUUGUUUGAAGAACCUGAAGAUCCCAGUAACAGGUCAUUUUUUUCCGAAAUCAUCUCCUCUAUUUCGGAUGUAAAAUUCAGCCAUAGUGGUCGAUAUAUGAUGACUAGAGACUAUUUGUCAGUCAAAAUUUGGGACUUAAAUAUGGAAAACAGGCCUGUGGAAACAUACCAGGUGCAUGAAUACCUCAGAAGUAAACUCUGUUCACUGUAUGAAAAUGACUGCAUAUUUGACAAAUUUGAAUGUUGUUGGAAUGGAUCUGACAGUGUUGUCAUGACUGGAUCUUACAAUAAUUUCUUCAGAAUGUUUGACAGAAACACAAAGCGAGACAUAACCCUAGAAGCAUCGCGGGAAAACAAUAAGCCUCGCACAGUUCUGAAGCCUCGCAAAGUCUGUGCAAGUGGCAAGCGAAAGAAAGAUGAAAUAAGUGUUGACAGCCUAGACUUCAAUAAGAAAAUCCUUCACACAGCCUGGCACCCCAAGGAAAAUAUCAUUGCCGUAGCUACUACAAACAAUCUGUAUAUAUUUCAAGACAAAGUGAAUUAGGGUUGGCAUUCCUAGCAGAAGAACCCACUUCCUGCUUAGUUGAGAUAGUUGAAUCUAGCAUUCGUUCCUAUAAAAGAGAGAGGUCCAUUGUGGCGCCCCUUUCCAGUGUUUGACAGUGUGCCAUUCGACAACACAUUGUUAUAGCUACAUGGAGAAAGCUCUGUGGAUUCAUCACUGUGGUGUUCUCCAUGUCUGCUAGCCAUUUAGGUAAGGGUAGGGCACUUUUAAUUUAAAUGACUUCUUGCACCAUCUUGCCUAAUGGACUAGAUUGGACUGUAUCAACAUUGAUUUACUCCACUUUUUAUGCCUUCCAUUGUGAUGACGUCAAACACAGUGAAAGCCUUCAGUCAUGCUAUGGGAUUUAAUUGUGUAUCCUCAUUACUGUAUCAUUUGUGGGGUACACCCCUUCCCCCUUUUUUUAAAUUAAAUACAGCUCAUUCUUACUGUGGCUUGUAGCAUUCCUCCUCUUCUGGCCUCCUGGACUGCUCCCCUUCAUCUCUUACCCUUGCCCCCUCCACCCGGUCUUGGUGGUGGUAUAUUAAAAAAAGAAAGAAUGAAAGCACACAAAAUGAGUGAGUUUGGGGUCAGUGGUAUAAAGGGGGUAUAUGUUGCGAACAAAUGUUUUAGUAACAGUUGGCUGUAAUCACUCCUCGCCGUGUCUGGCACUGAAAAUAAGGAAAAAAACCUACUACUGAAUAAAAGUGACAAAGAAUGGA
Molecule: messenger RNA, 2421 nt
Organism: Pan troglodytes (chimpanzee)
Lineage: Eukaryota; Metazoa; Chordata; Mammalia; Primates; Hominidae
Gene: PPP2R2A
Product: protein phosphatase 2 regulatory subunit Balpha
Exons: 10
Coding region: 362-1705 (447 amino acids)
Cellular component (GO): protein phosphatase type 2A complex
Molecular function (GO): protein phosphatase regulator activity; protein binding
Source: RefSeq, a predicted model, not a curated record